Maudiozyma barnettii is the source of this 2544-nucleotide messenger RNA. RefSeq lists its product as uncharacterized. The transcript has a single exon. Gene Ontology annotation, molecular function: mRNA binding; RNA cap binding. The record is from RefSeq and is a predicted model, not a curated record. Gene Ontology annotation, cellular component: nuclear cap binding complex; nucleus. Gene Ontology annotation, biological process: nuclear-transcribed mRNA catabolic process, nonsense-mediated decay; mRNA export from nucleus. Lineage: Eukaryota; Fungi; Ascomycota; Saccharomycetes; Saccharomycetales; Saccharomycetaceae. Bases 1 to 2544 code for a protein of 847 amino acids.
AUGGAAUCUGUUCUGGGUAAAUAUCAUUCAAGCUCUAAUGUAAUGUUGCCUGGCCAAGAAUACCCAUUAAAUCAAAAUGAGAACAUUUCGUAUAAUCGGUCAAUAAGAACACGUAUCGAAUUAUUCAUUCAUAUUCUCAGAAAUUUAGGAGAAUCGUAUUAUAGUUUCGUAGAAGAAUGUGAUAAUUUAAGAGACAGUUUUACUCGAGAAUUUGCUCAGUCGGCCUAUUCUUCAAGACUCAUUCUAAAGACAAUUAGAUCCUUGAUAAUUGAGCAACCAAAUAAACAACCAUAUAUAGCAUUUUUGUUAAUCCACAUUGAAGAAGAUAAUAUACAUAUAUCAAAUACCAUUAUUGAAUAUUUACUCCGAGAAUUUCAACAACAAUUAGAUUUAACAAGUAACAAUAAUGAAAUUGACAAAUUUGGGGCAGAAACGUGGACUAAUGUAAAAAUGUACACUAGGUUUUUCUCUCUUAUUUCACCAAUCAUCAACUUAGGAAGUAUUAUUUUUCAUUAUAAAAAUAUUUUAAAACUAGCCUGUGAAAUGAAUAAGAAAAAUGUUAUUUUGGCUAAUCUUAUUUUGGAAAGUGUCUUAAAAAAUAUUCCAUUUCUUUUCUACUUUAAUAGACAGAAUAAAAUAUUACAAUUUGAAAUUAUUAAUUUAAUUAAUGUUAUGGAAGUUGAUUUCACUACAAAACAUAACAAUCUUGGUUUAGUUCGACCCUAUUAUUAUGAGAAUUUAGAAAUUUGUAAUGAGAAUCAAGUGACUGUUUCACAGAUGAAAAAACUUCUCCACAACGGUUUGGAUAAAUUCAAUAAAAUAUUUCCGAAAUGGACAAUAACAAUAUCUGAUUUGUUCUCUAAAAAUAUUAAGAAGCAAUGGAAGUUACAAUAUCCAACUGUAAAGAGGAUUUUGACUUUUAAAGAAAUUGAAACUAACCAUUCUUGGACCGGCAUUAUUACAGAUUCUUACCCCUACCAAGAUUAUAAAAUACAGUUUGAACGAACUUCCGGUCAUUUAAAUAAAAGUGAAAUAGAAACUUCUAGUAAACUAAUUGUUCCAGAUAAUAUUACUGACGUUAUGCAUAAUCUUGAAUUUAAUAAAAUAGAAGGUUGUAAAACUUUAAUGCAACUCUAUAAUUAUUUUCAGAAUAUAUGUUCAGAUAGUAACCAGGAUAAAUCCAAGAAAAAUGUCUAUUAUACUGUAAUUCAGACAAUUGUUAGUAUGUUACUAAGGUUACCUUACUCCAUAAUCCCAACUCUGUAUUAUUCCUUAGUGCUUCAAGAAUUUUGUAGACAGUCCCCCAAGCAAUUUUCCACAAUUAUUGGGAAACAUUUUCGUUUCAUUCACAUGAAUCUUUGUACUUCGGAUUGUAAGACCACAUUAGAGUAUGAAAAAAGCCAUAGAUUCCAAUUAAUCAACUUCGAUUAUAAGUGUAAAUGUGAACAAUUAAUAGUCGAUUAUACUACAUGCCACCUUUAUCCAUAUAAUUCUAAAACGUUUCUCCAUGUGAACAUUAUAAAAGGUUUAGCAAGUUCUACACCAAAUUUACAGGAAUUGAAAAUGAGUUUGUCUUUGAUUUUUCAAAAUAUUUUGAGGAAUAAAUAUUUUGAUAAUUAUAGCAUGGCUCUGUAUAUGAAUCAUCAAUUUAAUCAUGGCAACAAUAGUUUCAAUUUUGAAGAUGUUGGACUAUUAUGUCCCCAAGACAGUUUUCCCUUUCACGAAACUAUUUUAAGAAUUCUCCACUGUACGCAUGUAUACAAUAAUGACGGAAGUAAAAGUAAUAGAAAUGAGUUGGUGCAUCUUGUUAGCAAUAUUGAAACGAAUAAUUCAGGUUUCUUUAAAAACUUUGAAGUUCUCAGAGUAAUUAUUUUGAUUCAGUAUAUUUGUCAUAGUGGAAGGAGAUCAUUAUCGAAUGCAAAUAAUUACAUAGAGGUACUUGGUGAUAGAGUUUUUGAAAUAUUAGAAAAGGUAAAAAUAAAAAGUUCCAAUUUGCAAUUUAUUGUGACAGGCUCGAUAAUUAGAUAUUGGAAUAAAAAUACGUCCACUAGGUUUUUGCUCCUCAACUCCUUCAAGCAAUCUGACCUUAUUAGUGAUCUAGUGGUGAUAGAAUUUUCAUUUUAUGAUGUGAACCAGGAACUCAAGUUACUUAUCAGUUAUGGGGCAAGGGAAUAUUUCCCGGAAACAUUAGACGAAAAUAUACAAUGCGCAGCUGAUUCCAAAUAUUAUAUAUUUUUAAGAUCUUAUAAAUUGGCAAUGAAGAUAAUAUCCGAUUCUUUGAAUGAGAUGGAAAUUAAGGAUGAUACAAUUAUUGCACAUCCAGAAUUGUUCGAUGCGGAAGACGCCCCAAAUGACUAUGCUAACGAUAAGUGGAAGUAUCUUGAAGAUGUGAAAUUAAUAAAAUGUGUAUUCAGAAAAUUUUAUUGCAUAUAUAGAAAAAUAUCCGGUAUAUUGUUUAGUAUACUUCUUCAGAUUAAUUUGAUGCAUUUCCAAACUAUUGAAGGAAUUGCUGCCUGGAUUAAAGAAUGUCAAAUUUUGAGCUAA